This is a messenger RNA of Jaculus jaculus (lesser Egyptian jerboa), 3715 nucleotides long. RefSeq names its product myelin protein zero like 3 (gene Mpzl3). The transcript is spliced from 6 exons. Gene Ontology annotation, cellular component: membrane. The coding region runs from base 1 to 708 and encodes 235 amino acids. NCBI's taxonomy places the organism in Eukaryota, Metazoa, Chordata, Mammalia, Rodentia, Dipodidae. The record is from RefSeq and is a predicted model, not a curated record.
AUGCGGCCGCGCCGAGCCGCCGGGGGCCGCGGCCGCGCUCUCCUGCCGCUGCUGGGCGUCCUGUUCGUGCGCGGUGUGCAGAUUGUCCUGUCCUUGGAGAUUCACGUAGAUGCUCAUGUACGAGGUUAUGUUGGAGAAAAGAUCAAGUUGAAAUGCACCUUCAAGUCGACUUCAGAUGUCACUGACAAACUGACCAUAGACUGGACAUACCGUCCUCCCAGCAGCAGCCGCACAGAAUUUAUUUUUCAUUAUCAGUCCUUCCAGUACCCAACAACAGCAGGCACAUUUCGGGAUCGGAUUUCCUGGGCUGGAAAUGUAUACAAAGGUGAUGCAUCCAUAAGCAUAAGCAACCCUACCCUACAGGACAAUGGGACAUUCAGCUGUGCUGUGAAGAAUCCCCCAGAUGUGUAUCAUAAUAUCCCCCUGACAGAGCUGACGGUCACAGAAAGGGGUUUUGGCACCAUGCUGUCCUCUGUGGCCCUCCUUUCCAUUCUUGUCUUCAUUCCCUCAGCUGUGGUGGUUGUUCUGCUGCUGGUGAGAAUGGGGAGGAAGGCAGCAGGGAUGAAGAAGAGGAGCAAGUCUGGCUAUAAGAAGUCCUCCAUUGAAGUUUCAGAUGACACUGAUCAGGAGGAGAAAGAUGACUGCAUGGCGAGGCUUUGUGUCCGCUGUGCGGAGUGUCUGGAUUCAGACUACGAAGACACAUACUGAUGAAAGUCUACAUGAUGUAACAAAGGUUACCUGCUGACAGGAAGUCUCCCGUUCCCUUGGCUGGGAGUGCAGCUGGCUGGGGCAGCAGUGACAGAGGAUCCCGGAGGUCAUCAGUAGUGACUGCAGGAGCCAUUUAUUUAUUGAAGAAAUGUUCUUUUUUUGUAUUUAUAAACUGUUUAGAAACUCUCAGAAGAGACUCAUGACUAUACCUCUUAACAAGUAAUGCUCUAAUUGAAUGGAGACAUCCUUUUCUUGAAGAGAAAGAUGCUUCUUGGUCUGCCUUCACUCGUGAAUGCGUUCUGUGUUUUCUUCCAACCAUUUGAGAGCUUGCUUGUUUGGAGGAUCUAGCAGGGGUGUGCAGCUACUUGUGUACCCUUGACUGAAGACUAGUCCUCUAUUCAGAGAAGGUCAUCCUCUUUGACGGCGUGUGCAGCUUCGGGAGGGACACACAUGGAGUGGUGAGGGAGGAAGGGGACACCCGCCUAGCCAGCCAGAUCAGCCAAUCAGCCCUGGUGAUCAACGGGGUGACAGAUGUUGCAGCCAGAUCACCCUCACAUCCCUUCCAACCAUUUGAAGAAGGAGCCUAGGUGCUUGUCUACUGCUGGUGCCAACUCCGCACAUUUUCAUUAAGUGGAGCCUGUGGCUUCUUGAUGACAUGCUGCUGGACAUGUGCUUGUUUGGGACAAACAACAUUUGUGCUUUGUGCCACGAAACUUUUCAGUUGUGAGGAUUCAUCAGGGGUUCUUGCUUUCAUGGUGCUUGGGUGGCUUGGCAUUAUCACCCGGAUUUCUUUAAAGUUAGGCUUGCUUUGAGUGGGUUUUAAAGUAUUAAACAAAGUAUCAUCAGUUUAAAACUGAGGAAAGGAAUGGUGAGCUAAAAGAAUUCUUUUCCUUGGCCUUGCUAGGUAGAAUUUGGGCUAAGGGGUCUUUGUUAUUUUAUGUUGCUAUAGCUGACUAAUUUGUGGUUUCCUUCUUGACUUUUCAGGUUAGAGACAAGAAAAACCUCUCAAGAAGGUUUUUAGUGGGGACUUACAAAACAUUUUUAGCAGUUCUUUGAAUUUUUUUAAACAUAUAUUGUUCUUUUGAGCUUCUUUUUCUAAAAUGCACUAGUUAUGGCACACUAUUGGAUUGGUAAACUAUUUUUGCUUAUGCUGGAGAUGAGGAAGUGAGGAUGUGCAUAAUAUCUCCUUUCUCUUUACUUAAUACCUUAUAACACAUGCCUUCACUCUCUUACAGCAACCUAUUUCAGAUUUUAAUUUAUGUUGACUUUCUUUAAGCCACUAAGACAUAUCUAACAUCACUGUCUUAGGGGGUUCCCUUCUUAAUUAUGAGAGGAAAAAAAAUUGACCUUCCUCUGCUUUUGUUGUUUCACUAAAGCAGUCUAUUUCCAUGGAUCAUCCUUAAGUGACUUGAAGUGGUUCCAUAUUGUGUCAUUAUAUACUGUGUAUGUUACAAAAAAAAAAAAAAAAUCUCUUCAGCCAGGUAUGGUGGUUCACCACUUAGGGUGGCCAAGAUCAGUGAAAUGCUAUGACUUUGAGGCUAGCCUGGGCUACAGUGAAACCCUGCCUCAAAAAAAAAAAUCUCUUCUCUAUUUUCUACCAAGAUCUUAUUUUUGAAAUUUAGGUCAUUAGUUCUAUCUCAUAGAUCUGUCCUGGCCACUUAUGUGUAAUCUAGUCCACUGAUCAGAGAAUUUAGGUCAUUGUUAGAUAUUGUGUUUUACCUCUAGUCAGGUAAACCUAGGAAGAAAUUAAUAAAAAGAUGGACAGCUUACAUUUUCAGUGGAUAAACUAGAUAAUUCUUGGAGUAUAUGGUAAGUUUGUAGUUGUUUGUGGCCACUUUAUCAAGACCAUGUCUGAUAUUUUGACAGAGCAUUUGAGCAGCAAGCAGGAAUAAUUUGGGCUCUUGCAGAUUUGAAGAUAAGAGAUGCAGUUGUGAGGGGGACAUUUUGUGGGUCUCAUUUCUGUCACAGAAAUUAUAGGAACCCAUUUGAAACCACAUCCCAUUAAACAAGGAACUAGUUUUGGUGACAUCUUGCAACUAUCUUGCAAAUAUUGUAAGGAUUAAGCCAGCUUAGAUGUUGGUCACUUCAGGUAAUGGUGCUCCGUGACAACUCAGACAUAUCUUAUAGCCUCAAACCUUAUUUGAACUGGUCCUUUCUUUUUUAAUGGUAAGAGAAUAAAUUGGUAACUUAGCUUAUUCCAUUAGUUUGUGGUUACAUCACCUUAUAAGCUGCUUCAGCCCUUAGACUGAGAUUUGAGGUACAGCUUUUGUCAAGGUUGGAAGUAAGAUAAAGGUUUUUGUGUAUUAGUUUUAACUACUCUUUUAAUAUCUUUUAAGGUGCUUCUCUAUCUAUCUCACUCCCUCCCUCGUUCUUUCUUUGUUUCUUUUGCUGCUCUAUGAGCUCUUGCCAGACCCUGUGAAAUUGUACUAUUGUUUAGAAAAAGAAUUUGAAUAUUUUCUCAUGGUUAUAUUACCUUAUGAGUUUUAUGCAUCUGGCUCUUAAAACUUAUAAAAUGUGAAUUUUAAAAAACUUUGUUUUCUCCUGUAACCUGUCACUUUGGGCCACUUUGGGCCACUUGGAGGGGUGUCAUAGUGUCUGCAGCUCCUGAAUCAGGCACUGGUGCUUCCGGAGGGAAAAUUGGCACACAUGUAGGUUUGUUUGUAUGGGUGUGUGUGUGUUUGUGUGUGUGUGUGUGUUUGUGUGUGUGUGUGUGUGUUUGUGAUUUUAAUCUGGAGGCCAAAUCCUGAACUUGAAUGCUCUACUGUGUCACUUGCUCAGUUGUGGUUCUAAAGAGGAGCUCUCAGACGACCCGCAGGGAUAGGCGAGACAGUCACUGAAUUGCACAUCUUGGAAGAGUCAGCACCACUUCCAUGACUAUGAACUGCUGCUUCUCAUUGCCUUUUUUGUUUUUGUUUGCCAGGGGAGAUGUUCUGUUUGGUCAUGUACACAGGCCUUGUAACCAUGGUAUCUUUACCCCAUCAUAACUAAUAAACUCCUUUGCACCUUU